Molecule: messenger RNA, 2355 nt
Organism: Anopheles coustani
Lineage: Eukaryota; Metazoa; Arthropoda; Insecta; Diptera; Culicidae
Gene: bowl
Product: protein bowel
Exons: 2
Coding region: 1-2355 (784 amino acids)
Biological process (GO): regulation of transcription by RNA polymerase II; embryonic hindgut morphogenesis; embryo development
Cellular component (GO): nucleus
Molecular function (GO): RNA polymerase II transcription regulatory region sequence-specific DNA binding; DNA-binding transcription factor activity, RNA polymerase II-specific
Source: RefSeq, a predicted model, not a curated record
AUGCCUACUGAAGGUCCAACGUUGGAAGACCGAGGUCUUGCGACCCUCUCUCGGUCGUCCCGUAUCGAUCAGUUUCUCGCCGGCAACGGAGGUCCUCCAACAUCUCCCACAAUCCGCGGUUCCUCCGGAGGCAGUGGUGGUGGAAGCGGUGGAAGUACCCGAACGCCUUCCUCCUCCAGCAGUGGCUACGAAAGCCAGCUCGCCUUCCAACAUCACCUGAUGGCGUCGGGAGGCGGUCCCCCUCAACAUCAUGGUCGCGAGAGUUCCGCCUUCGUGCCGGUGCUUCCCUCCAGGGCUCUUCGGCCAGGACUGUACCCUCCGGGUGUGCUGGAUGGUCCACCAGAUGGGCUAUCGAAGGAGGGAGUUUCAAAGCGGGGCUCCAGCUACGAACUAAUGGCCAUGAUGGCCGACAAACGGAAAGAGCUGGCUCUCCGAGAGGCUGCGGCUGCAGCGAUGCUACUACCCCGACCUGGAGGUCCACCGGUUCAGUCCCCGUCGGGGAUCUACCCACCACCCGGUGCGUACCUCGGUGGACCGGGUCCUUCACCUACUUCCGCCGGCACCUUCACGUUCCCACCAGCCGGCGUAGGUCUCUACCCACCGGGAGUACCUCCGGGGAUGCACGCCGGACUGGACCGACGACUGCUGCGGGCACCAGGACGAGCAUCCCGGCCGAAGAAGCAGUUCAUCUGCAAGUUCUGCAACCGACAGUUCACCAAAUCCUACAACCUGCUCAUCCACGAGCGGACGCACACCGACGAGCGACCGUACUCCUGCGACAUCUGCCUCAAAGCCUUCCGGAGACAGGAUCAUCUGCGCGACCACAGAUACAUUCACUCGAAGGAAAAGCCAUUCAAAUGCACCGAGUGUGGCAAGGGUUUCUGCCAGUCGCGAACGCUGGCCGUGCACAAGAUCCUGCACAUGGAGGAGUCGCCGCACAAGUGCCCGGUGUGCAACCGCAGCUUUAACCAGCGCUCGAACCUCAAGACGCACCUGCUGACGCACACCGACCACAAGCCGUACGAGUGCAACUCGUGCGGCAAGGUCUUCCGGCGGAACUGCGACUUACGGCGUCACGCGCUCACGCACACCGUCGGCGACGUACCGUCGGAGGCGCUGGACGUCGGGGUGGACGACGACGGUCACCAGCUGAGUGGGGACGAGGACGAGACGGUGCUGGAGGUGGACUCGCCGGUGCACUCCCCGGCCGGAAGGAACCGAUCGCCCUCGCCACCGAUGGACAUGCCCGUGUCGGCCGAGCUGGACGACGAAGAGCGGGAAGAGGACGAACGCCCGGAGCUGGAGGACGAGGAUGAGGAGGAGGAGGAGGACGAUCUGAUCAGUGUGGCCGGGCACCCGGAGCCCGAUCCGACCCCGGUCGUCCAGUGCCAUCACGAGCGGCCGAUGGGCUCCAAGAGUCCGUACACGAUGCGUCCUCAGUACGAUCACGGCAGUCGCUCCUCGACUUCGUCCCAAUCUUCCCAACAUUCCGGCCCGGCGACGCAUCCAGCGGGACUGGUUGGUGAAGAUCUUCGGGGCGAAAGAGAACUUCUGCAGCAGCAACCCGCGUCGGCACAUCCGCCAGAUGUGUUCGUACCGAUGCUCCACGUGCGGCGUGAUCUUCACCACAAAAUGGGUCUCAUAGGACGGGCGACGGCGACGAUUACCAGCGGAGGACUGAUGGAUUCACCCGGUGGUGGCUUCCUUAGCCACAUUCCGCUGCGAAAGCGCGCCAUGGGACCCGACGGGGAACCGCAUCCCAUCAUGUCACGCGGACUACUCGCCUCUUCCGGCUCCUCGUCGCAAUCGCUCCAUCUGCAACAAAAUGGCCGCGGCCAUCAUCAACUCCAUCACCACCACAAGAGCGUACACCUUCCAGAAGAUCCUCACAAAGGCCCACCGGACUCGCCGCACCGAGAGUCAAUCCCUCUGAUGUCGCCCUCGCUCCCAUCAUCGUCACCCGUCCUGCUCUCACCGCAUUUGCCACCGGGACUAGCACUGCCUCCUCCGCCACCUCCACCGCCGGUCGUUCAACUCGGCACACCAAGCCCGUUGGCCGUUCCGAUCAACCUGGCCAGCCUAUCGAACCUUCCAGCGGUGCUUCCAUCAACCGCGUCGGUGACAGUGCCACCCAUGACCUCUUCAGCGACAUCGACCGGAAGCACCCCGGUGCCUUCACCGGUCAGUUCCGGGGCCUCCUCCAGUGGAGGUUCAUCAAAGUCUACACCUUCAGCCGGUGCAGCUGCGAGCACGACGACACAACACGUUCCUCCAACGCAGGCCGCUGCACCACAGCCUCAACCUCCACCGCAGAGGAAAACUGGAUUCAGCAUAGCGGACAUCAUGCGUCGCUAG